CUCAAGCGGCCGCCAUCGCCCUCGGCGAGCUGCUCCGGCGGCCCGCUUUGCAAGAUGAGCGGAGCGGCGGCAUGGACGGGCGGCGGGUCCGAUGCGCUACUACGUGCACAGGCGGAGCAAUGCAAGCUAGUCGAGACGCGCAACGCCCAAGCCAAACUGUCCAGCAAAUCGGCCGCUCAGCUCACGGCGCAGCAGCUCAGGAUUUCCUCGUACCGAAUGCAAGGGCAUGGUGUCGCCGGUAACCGGGUCCCAGACGUGUACGCGCAGAGCCUGCCGCCGUCGGAUGAAUGUGACGCAAGCAACGCCGCGCUCGUCUCUGCCGCCGGCGACGACGCGCUGCGCGAGGAGCGCCAAGCCAUCCUGUCGCUGCCAGGCGGGGGAGUGCAUGCCCCGACCGACGCGCGUCCCUCCGGUGCGACCGGCGGCGGCAGCCUCGCCGCCGCCGCGCUCCGCUCAUUCUUCGACCUGAUGAUCGAGCCUGAACGAGUCGUCCUCAACGCGGCGGUGCUGCUCGACCCUGCCAAGCCGCAGCCGCCACACGCGGAGCGGCACAGCUACGUCGUGGUGGAGGAGAACGAGUGGCAGCUCCCCCUCGCGGCGAUGACCUUUGCGACGCCGGGGGCGGAGGUGCAGGAGGCGGCCGAGGCGGCGCGGCGGGCGCAAAGCAUCGCGCAGCACGCGGAGGCGGAGGCGGCGAAGGCGAUGAAGAAGGCGCGCGUGAUCCAGCUGCUGCUGCGCGGCGACAUCUUCGACGCGUCGGAGCUGUACCAGUCUGUGCUCAACCCGCAGGCCGGCCUCGGCCGCGUAGGCCACGCGCCGGGCUGGGCGGACGAGCUCUGCUUCUACCUCCGCGACGUCGAGCGCGACACGGUGAUCGCCCUCUUUCCGGGCGUGAUCCCGUCCGUCCCGCUCUCCGCCCUGCAGUCUGGCCAGCUCAAGGGCCCGCUCUCGCACGACGAAGUGUUCCGUCUCCGGCAAAAAUGGCAGGGAGGAAGUGCCCCCUCAGGGGGGGCGUACCCUGCGCGGCCGCCGCCGCCGCCGCCGCCGCCCCCCCCUAGCUACUCCUCCGGCUCCUCUGGUGGGCCGGCAGCCGCCGCAACCAUCCAGGCAGCCGGCGCGGCUGGCGCCAGCGAGAGUGCAAGCGCCGGCGCCAGCCAGUGGCUCACUGCCAGUGCCGACGAGCCCACCCGAGAGGUCCUCCGGCGCCAGGGCAGGCCCGACGCCAGCUCCAGCUCCAGCAGCGCCAGCGCCAGCGCCAGCGCCAGCGCCAGCGCCAGCGCCAGCGCCAGCUCCAGCUCAUGGGACCUCAACCAAGCCAUCGACGCGCAAAAGGCAAGCCUCAAGCAGGAGCAGGAGCAACAGCUCGCUAGCAUCGGAGGCGCUGGCAUCGGAGGGGCGCUGGUCCGAGGGCCGCUGCCGCCGAGCGCGCGCGGCGUCGACCCGGAGCCAUACGUGCCGGCCCCGCCCGAGCUCUUCCCUUGGCCCGCAAACGCGCGGCACGGCAAGCGGCCUCGCGCGUUGCAGUGCGCCCCUGGCGACACCGUCGAUGCGGAGGUGCUCCGGCAGCAGGCGGCGCGCGCACGCGCCGAGGCGGAAAGGGCGCUGGCGCGUGCGCGCGCAGCGCGUGCGGCGCUGCGGCAGCGAGCGGCGGAGCGCGCCACGGAGCGCGCUGCCGGCCCGCCGGGCGCUCCCUCAUCGCUCGCCCCGCAGCCGCCGCCUCGGCCGCCGCCGGCGGAGGUGCCGCCGGCAACCGUGCAGGCGGUCGUCAAAGAGCUGCGAGGCCUAACUUCGAGUCGGCUCGAGGCGGAGAGCCUUCCGGAGCUAUGAGCUAGUCCAUUGACUGAGUCAGCUGAAUGAGUGCGUUCACUGCUCGAGGCGGAGAGCCUUCCGGAGCUAUGAGCUAGUCCAUUGACUGAGUCAGCUGAAUGAGUGCGUUCACUGCUCGAGGCGGAGAGCCUUCCGGAGCUAUGAGCUAGUCCAUUGACUGAGUCAGCUGAAUGAGUGCGUUCACUGCUCGAGGCGGAGAGCCUUCCGGAGCUAUGAGCUAGUCCAUUGACUGAGUCAGCUGAAUGAGUGCGUUCACUGCUCGAGGCGGAGAGCCUUCCGGAGCUAUGAGCUAGUCCAUUGACUGAGUCAGCUGAAUGAGUGCGUUCACUGCUCGAGGCGGAGAGCCUUCCGGAGCUGGCCGUCACCCUGCCCGACGAGUCCAACGUGCUGCGCUGGCGGGUCGAGAUGAGCGUGCCGGCCGGCUGCGCGCUGCGGGACGAGGUCGAGGCUCACGCCGCCGCGUUCCACGUGCGGCCGACGGUUGAGCUCGAGGUGUCUUUCGGCGCGGACUUCCCCUCCUCGCCGCCCUUCUUGCGGGUGGUCGCGCCGCGCUUCGCCUUCCACACGGGCCACGUCACUGUCGGCGGGUCGAUCUGCAUGGAGCUGCUCACGUCGAGCGGGUGGCGCUCCGAGUACACCGUCGAGGCGGCGCUGCUCAUGGUGCGGCAAGCCUUCCUCGACGGCAGCGGCCGGCUCGAUCAAGCAAGGGCGCACGUCCCCUACGACGAGGCGGAGGCGCGGCAGGCUUUCGCCCGCGUCGCGGCGCAACACGGCUGGCGGCCCUGACUUAGAUUGGAGGCGGGGUCCGGCUGUCCGGCCCAUGCUCCGCUCCGCAGGACACAUACAUCCGGGGCACCGCGCGAGAGCAGCGCCGAAGGCCCCACCCGGGGGUUACAAGCGUUGCUCGAGGGGAUUGCGGCACCGGGUCACGGCAGUCGCGAGUCGGCAGACGCGAGACGGUUAAUCCCUGCCGGCACGGUGGAGCGCGACGUUGGUUCAAACUGCACGCGUGUUCACUGUUUUUGUUUUGCCAGUCCGUUUGGCCUUUUUAUAUGUGGGCGGGGUCUCUUGUUUGUAAUGCCAGUGCGCGCCAUCGUGGUGUUAGAAGUAGAGUGUAUCG
Emiliania huxleyi CCMP1516 is the source of this 2947-nucleotide messenger RNA. RefSeq lists its product as hypothetical. The record is from RefSeq and is a predicted model, not a curated record. Bases 55 to 1827 code for a protein of 590 amino acids. The transcript is spliced from 14 exons. Lineage: Eukaryota; Haptophyta; Isochrysidales; Noelaerhabdaceae.